Messenger RNA from Orbicella faveolata, 1091 nucleotides. RefSeq lists its product as uncharacterized. The record is from RefSeq and is a predicted model, not a curated record. NCBI's taxonomy places the organism in Eukaryota, Metazoa, Cnidaria, Anthozoa, Scleractinia, Merulinidae.
AGGGAAUUAAAUAACUCCCCCCAGCGGUACCAUACGACAUUUGCACGCGACUUCUAAGUCCCUUAAGAGUAAAGAGAAUCCUGAAUACAGGUCUACAGACAGCUGCUGACAAGUUAUUCAUUCACGACGGCCACAUCACAAAGCGGAGCCUGAAUCGACACCUGUCGUUCACAUUUCACUUCCCUCGAGCUUCACUCCAUAACAUCAACCAGAAUGAAUUGGCCACUCUUCGUUCUUGCCUCGUUAUUUUGUCUCGGAUUCCCCACCAGCUCGACAGCUGCACCUGAGUUUGUUCAAGUUGGUUGCUUUAAAGAUAUGUCUCGACAAAGAGCUCUGCCAAAACUACUGGUCAGCUAUCGUGGAACAAUAGAUUGGAACACUGAUUUAAAUUACAUUGUCAGGAAAUGUGCGCAAGAGGCGAAGAAGAAGAAUCAUAUGUAUUUUAGUGUCCAGUUUUAUGGGGAAUGUUGGAGUGGAGAUACUGCCCCUAUGACGUAUGACCGCUACGGAAAAUCUACUCGAUGCACCGCAACCGUUGGUGGAGAGUUUGCUAACAUGGUCUACAGAUUUGUAGGAGAUGAAAAAGAGUGUUUAAACUACGCCACACUUAGUUCAGCUAGUCGCUCCUCUACUUAUCAGCUGCCCAUAGGAAGCACGCCAUCUUGUGACGAUGGUCUCCCAUCUGGAUGGUACCGCUUCUCUAAUCCCGCGGGCGAUAAAAUGGCAUCCACGUGUCUUCCGUCUGGAAAAUGUGGAACCGUGGUCACUGGUUGGUUAGAAACGGCUCAUCCCAGAACGGCUGAUGGGAUUAUUAGUGGCAAAGUCUGCUUCCGCUGGGGAUCAAACUGCUGUCAAUGGUCUCAAAACAUCCAUCUACGAAACUGUGGAAGGUUCUAUGUUUAUAAACUAGGAAAAACAUUUGCUUGUCCUAUGGGCUUCUGUGGGAUAACUUCAUCGAGACCAGGGUAAUUUACUAGGUUAAGAAAGACCAAGGAGCGUCAACAGAGGAAAAAGGAUACUCAAAUUUAAGUUAAAUUACGAUGUAAUAAUUCAAUUGUAUUUAAGAUAUUAAAAUGAUAAAAUGAAAAAGG